AUGACCGUGGCGCAAGUUCCUAAAUACAGACUGAUCGGCGAUCAUGAGUUUGGUGAGGCCAUCGCAAGAUUGAGAGCAAACACGCUUCGAUUUUUAUGGUACUCCCUGCUAGCUGCACUCCUGUUGUUGGUGGCCUUUGCUGCGGGGAGAUACCAGGCCCCUCCCGUAGUUCCCUUGGCAACCAAGCCCUCCGUAUUUGAAUACAACAGUUCAUUCCAGGACGAAAGAUCUCCCCUGACCAACGAACUGUGGGAGGGACUCUUCCCCAAACGCAAGGGCUUCUUUCAGCACCCGACCAUUGCUGAUCACCGAUCGGCGUUUGCUGUGUAUCACCAGCUACACUGCCUGAACAGCAUCCGACAGGGCUACUGGGGCUUGUACGACAUGGCAGCAGCCAGGGGCCAGAAAAAGCUCAGCAGUGACGAUGAUGAUCUUCCCCACAUGCUCUCACCGCACCACAUCCGUCAUUGCCUCGAACUACUCCGGUUGGCGUUAAUGUGCCAGCCCGACCUGACUGUGGAGCUCAAGAACGAAACCCUGGGUGGAGUGACGGGAUUUGGGUCCGAGCACCAGUGCAAAAGCUGGGCGGAUCUGUCUCAAUGGAUGGCUCAGUGGGAGUCCUUUGGACUAUGA
This is a messenger RNA of Aspergillus aculeatus ATCC 16872, 633 nucleotides long. RefSeq lists its product as uncharacterized. The transcript is spliced from 3 exons. The coding region runs from base 1 to 633 and encodes 210 amino acids. Gene Ontology annotation, biological process: mycotoxin biosynthetic process. Lineage: Eukaryota; Fungi; Ascomycota; Eurotiomycetes; Eurotiales; Aspergillaceae. The record is from RefSeq and is a predicted model, not a curated record.